CAUGUUUGGGACGCUGUAAAGGUUAGCCCUCCUGUCGUUUACAUCGUAGUGCACACUUGUGUCAGGUUGUCUGAUAGCUCGCAUCGGCCUAUUUUCGAAUCCUUGAAUUUUCUAGUAACUUCUCCAGCACUUCAGGAAGCCACAGAUCAUCGUUGUUACAGAUAACCUUGGUUACUUUGAAUUACUGUCGAGGAGACAAACAGAAAGCUCGAUCAUAGACGCGCACAACUUGCAGAUCAGACUGGAAGAUGCCUUGCCAUGAGGGAGAAGUUGUCUUGUUCCCAAGGGACGACGAAGAGCCUAAUGAUUAUUACCAAGAAAUACGCAAAUACACGAGAUUCGAAGAUGGGUCGGUGCGCCUUCGGAACCCCCACGUGGCCGAAAUGGACCAGGACAUCCUCUACCACCUGGCCCUGGGGUCGGGCUCUCAUGACCUGGUCGAGAUGUUCAGUGACGUGAAGUUCGUGUGCAUGGGAGGGACGCCCAAGAGGAUGGAAAGCUUCGCCUACUACAUCAUGGAUGAGAUUGGCUACAAACUCCCGGCUGGGACCACGCUGCUGGACAUCUCUCAUCGCUCCUACAGAUACUCCAUGUACAAGGUCGGUCCAGUAUUAUGCUUCUCCCAUGGUAUGGGCAUUCCGUCCGUUGGUAUCCUCUUGCACGAGGUCAUCAAACUCAUGUUCCAUGCCAAGUGCAAGGACCCCAUCUUCUUCCGUCUUGGUACAUGCGGAGGAAUUGGCAUCGAGGGAGGAAAUUUGGUCAUCUCGGAGAGUGCCGUCGACGGCCUCAUGCAGCCCUUCCUCGAGUUGCCCGUUUUAGGAAAGAUGCAGAGGAGACCAGCCCUCCUCGACAAGCAGUUGGCACAUGAUCUCAAGAACCUCCGGCGGGAAAGUGACCCUUUCACCAUUACCGUGGGCAAGACGAUGUGCACCUACGACUUCUACGAAGGACAAGGAAGAUUAGACGGUGCCUUCUGUGACUACACCGAAAAGGAUAAACUGGAAUUCCUCAACAAGAUUCACAAGGAGAAUGUCGUCAAUAUGGAGAUGGAGUCACUGUGCUUCGCUGCCCUUUGCCACCAGGCUGGAAUCAAGGGGGCUGUCGUGUGCGUCACGUUGCUUAACAGAUUGAACGGGGACCAGGUAGCAACACCCAAAGAGACGCUGAACAAAUGGCAAGAGUACCCGCAGAUGUUGGUUGCUCGAUACAUCAAGAAGUGCCUAGGCCUACCUGUCGACAUACCACAGAGGGAACACCCACAGGUUUAGCAAUGACUCAAAGUGAAGGGUUAUACUAAUUUUGAGUUUUAAGUGCAACCACGACUUUCUUUUGCCCUUGUUACGGUCUAAGAGAGGAGUUAAAACCGACGAUGGAUGUGCCAUUUUUGUCAAGAAGAAGAUCAGUACAUCGAGGCAUUUGGUGCUGAUAAUCUGUAUUGUCACUUGCCUGUGGAUGGCGAGAGCCGUUGAAAUGUAUAUUUGAGAUGCCGUGCUGCUCUCAAAAUGGCCAAAUCAAGAAUGACUUGACUGUGGAGAGAGAGAAAUUCCUCCAACGCGACGUAAACUAACAUGAAGUCAGAGUGGUGGCAGUGGCGAAGAAAGCCUAAGGGUUUCGCUCUGCUUAUUUGAUGCAUAUGAAGACGCAUUCGCCGUGUAGGACAAGUCGAAGCUGCGUCUCGACUAAUAAAAUCUAACGAAUGUGCGCCGAGAUAUUUAAUAAUAAUUUAGAAGAAUAAAAGCUGAAUAUUUUCUUGGCAACUUCAGCUACAGAAACAACCAGAAUGAUGUACUGUCUCGAGGUGAGUGUCGUACGAAAUACAGGCAGUCCUGGAGAAUACUGUAUACAGAAAACACGUAUUGAGGGCAGAUUGACACAACAGAGCCCCUCUCAUCCCCAUAAAAAAAGGACUAUAAAACUGGUAGAUUGAUUCUGAUUUUCCAAAGUAGCGUUGAGAAAGGCCUGAUAUUUUGGUUGUGCUGAAAAAUUUUUCAGGGUGGCAGAACUUAACCUACAGUCGUCAGACUUCAGUUUCUAGAAAAAAGGACUAACUAAAAGUGUACAUACACAAAUAACAAGAACAUAUAAACACUCCUUAAGGCAAAUUUUGGGAAAAGACACUUGCAAAAUCCAUGAGUCCAGAUUUUCUCCCUGAUUUGUGAUAAUUAUUAUUCAUUAGUUUUCAAUUCCUCACUGAGCAUGUGCCUCACUACUCAGUGGCCUUCGUCUACCUAUGAUUUUAGUUUUUUAAGUUGCAGGCCACUUAUGUACCGCCUUUACUUUGUUAAUGAGUUAUGUGAUACAUACUGAAAGAGAUUUCUAUUUUAUUUUACGUGUAUUCAGUAAUGCAAGUACUUCUGUAAAUUAUGAUAAAGCUUAGCUUAUUGCUCAUUUCUAUGCUUUCCAAAAGAAGGAUAUAGAUUUUCUGCCUAAGAGAUUCACUUUUCUCUUCUGUCACUUAAAAUCACGUAAAGAAGACCCCUUUUCCUUUCAGUUACCUUGUCAUUUUGUUUUAAUUUUGGCACGUCAGAUGACUAUAAUUAGAUUUAUAAUUAUAAUUACAACCAUUUAAUUAUAAUUAUUAUUUUAACUAAUAAUAAUUACAUUGAUUAUACAUAAUUUUCUCCAUUUUUGCUAUAAAUAUAAAUGCUAUUACCUACUUUACGAGAGAAUGAGUUAACGUUCUACAGCAUUAUAAACAGAACACGAUUAUAAAGCUUCGCUUAGUUUGGCACAUAGUGGGAUAAGCAGCAAUCCAGCUUAUAAUACAUUUUCUUUUGUAGAAUUCCGUCCCAUAUCGAAAAUGGCCUCAUUAGUAAUGUAGCGUGGCUCAUAACCAGUAAUUGUUCACAUUAUUUAUUCAUUAUAAUUCAGUCAGUUUGUUGCUGGAAUUUUAAUAUGGCGAAAGUUGAAACGAUGCCUUAGAUUCAAUAUCUAGUGCUAAUUUUUUCCAUAUCAUGACUGGUAACUAAGUAGAAGUGUCCUUUUCCUGUCUUAACUCACCUACAUAUGUUGUAUAUGUUUACACGCUUAUUGCAUAACAUCCAUGUCUUCUGCUGCUCAUGCCAGUGUGAUAAUAAUAGGGUUCCUUACAGUGCAUUAAUAGAUAUUUAAGCUUGAGAGUUUCUAUUUAAAUUAUUGCAUAUUAUAUUUCACUGAAUGAUAUCAUUAUAUCACGAAUUCCAGCUUUCGGGUUCUUGCAGCAUUUGUAUAUAGCCUACAGUUUUCAAUCCGCAAUGAUAUAUAAUAUAUAUAGUAUUAAAAAUGAACAGAAUUACACCCUGCACUAUAUUAUCACGUCCUGAGUACAAGUAUUGUAAGUAGUUUUUAAUUAAUUAUAAUGUUACAAUAUUUUAUCAUGUUUUAUUAUGUACAAUUAUGCCAAGUCAGUAUUUUAGGCGAAUAAAAUCCUUAA
This is a messenger RNA of Macrobrachium nipponense, 3412 nucleotides long. RefSeq names its product uridine phosphorylase 1-like. Gene Ontology annotation, cellular component: cytosol; cytoplasm. Gene Ontology annotation, molecular function: uridine phosphorylase activity. The transcript has 7 exons. Lineage: Eukaryota; Metazoa; Arthropoda; Malacostraca; Decapoda; Palaemonidae. Gene Ontology annotation, biological process: nucleotide catabolic process; uridine catabolic process. The record is from RefSeq and is a predicted model, not a curated record. Bases 249 to 1268 code for a protein of 339 amino acids.